GGCUCCUCUCGGCGUCGGCGGCGGCGGCGCUGCGCUCUUAGGUCCGGGCUGUGAUACCAUCGGCAGCAGCUGCAGCAGCACUGGGGAGCCCCCGGCCUCGGUCCUGAUCCCGGACAAAAAAUGGUGCAGAAGAAAGAAGCUGAACUUGAGGGUUUCCAUCGUUCGUUCAAGGGACAGAAUCCUUUCGAGCUGGCCUUCGCCGUCAACCAGUCCAACCACCUGGAAUCUGUCUUCAAUUUUGAGUGCCCGACCCGCCCUGACAUGCCCUCAAGCCAGCCCAUCGACAUCCCUGAUGCUAAGAAGAGGAGCAAGAAGAAGAAACGCUGCCGGGCCACAGAUAGCUUCUCUGGAAGGUUUGAAGAUGUUUACCAGUUGCAGGAUGAAAUCCUGGGGGAAGGAGCCCAUGCCCGAGUCCAGACGUGUAUCAACCUCAUUACGAACAAAGAGUAUGCUGUGAAGAUCAUCGAGAAGCGCCUGGGCCACAUACGGAGUCGCGUGUUUCGGGAGGUAGAGAUGCUGUACCAGUGCCAGGGACAUCGAAAUGUCCUUGAACUGAUAGAAUUCUUUGAAGAAGAAGAGAGAUUCUACCUGGUGUUUGAGAAGAUGCGGGGUGGCUCCAUCCUCUCUCAUAUCCAUCAGCGACGUCAUUUCAACGAGCUUGAGGCCAGCAUGGUGGUCCAGGACAUUGCCAGCGCCCUUGACUUCUUGCACAAUAAAGGGAUUGCACACAGGGAUCUUAAACCUGAAAACAUCCUCUGUGAAAAUCCUGACCAGGUUUCUCCAGUCAAGAUCUGCGACUUUGACCUUGGCAGUGGCAUUAAGCUCAAUGGUGACUGCUCUCCCAUUUCCACCCCAGAGCUGCUCACGCCGUGUGGCUCUGCAGAAUACAUGGCCCCUGAGGUGGUGGAAGCUUUCAACGAGGAGGCCACCAUCUACGACAAACGGUGUGACCUGUGGAGCCUCGGGGUCAUCCUCUACAUCCUGCUCAGCGGCUACCCCCCCUUCGUGGGCCACUGUGGCAGUGACUGCGGCUGGGACCGGGGCGAAGCUUGUCACACCUGCCAGAACAUGCUCUUUGAGAGCAUCCAGGCAGGCAAGUAUGAGUUCCCCGACAAGGACUGGGCCCACAUCUCCUUUGGAGCCAAAGACCUCAUCUCCAAGCUGCUUGUCCGGGAUGCCAAGAAGCGGCUGAGUGCUGCCCAAGUCCUGCAGCACCCCUGGGUGCAGGGGUGUGCUCCGGAUAACACCUUUCCCACUCCAAUAAUCCUGCAGAGAAACAGCAGUGCCAAAGAACUCACCUCUUUUGCGGCAGAGGCAAUCGCCGUGAACCGCCAGCUGGCCCAGCGUGAAGAAGAUGAAGAGGAGGAGGAAGAAAACCGACCAAUUGUCAUCAAAGCUACCUCAUGUUCCAUGCAGCUGUCGCCACCGUCCAAGUCAAAGCUGGCCCAACGGCGGCAGAAGGCCAGCCUGUCCAAGGCCCCACCAGCCCCCCAGCACCUGGUCAGCCCUUUGGUCCUGGUCAGCGACCACAUGUAGGCUCCAACCAGGUGGCCCUCCAGCCCUUCCUGCUCAUUCAUCCCUUGAGGUUCGGUGGGGUCGGGUUUGGUUUUUUAAGCUGUUGCCAGCCGGCGAUCACUCCCUUCUCUGGCUGGUUUCCAGGGAGUUCAGCUGACCUUGGGAGUAGUUUUUUUUUUAUAAACAUUUUUUAAAUGGUCUAAUGGUAUUUACCAACAAAGCAAGAAUGCGGCACACACCCCAGGCACGCUUAAAGGGCGUGUAGCACACUGACAUUUGUGGGUCCUUUUUUGUUGUUGAGGGUUCCCUCCCUUCCUACGCCAAAGGAUGCGCUGUAAGCUCAGCUCACCCCAUACUGUGAAAGACGGUCAGUCAGUUGUGUGAAAAGGCGCGUGGUUCUCCGUCCCCUGCCCGUCCCCCACCCCUCGCCUUUCCCUUGCUCCUCUCCCAGAUCGAGUGUAGAGAAUCAGCCCAGAAGGAAGGCCUAUUUUCCUAACUCAAGAAGCUUUUCAGUCUUCCAGAGCAGGUGAUGGGCGCCUGGGUAGGAAAGCGCACCUGUGUAGUGGGGGGAGAAGGGAGGAAUGUUUUCCCCUCCCCGCUCCCCUUGCCACUGCAUAUAUGCAUAUUUUCUAUAUAUGUAUAUACAUAUGCAUAUUCUACAUAUGUAUAUAUAUAAUAUAUAAAAUUCAUUUUGCAUUCAUCCAGCCCUGUGGGAAAUUCUCAGUAUUCUGAGGAAGUUUCCCCACCUGGCCUGUGUACAGUGUUGAGAAAGGAGUGUGGUCCAUGCCUAACCUCCAGGUGAAAUGUUAACCCACUCCAGAUAGAAUAGCCUUCCUGUCCUCUCCCGUUCUUCCCUCCCCUACCCCCAAGCUCUCCUUUUGGGGUCUUGCUUGGAGCUCACCUGGACAUGUUGGCCUUAGAGCAGUAGGAUCCAGGAGGGUGAAGUCCUGAAGGGGAGGUAGAGCCCACACCCAAACUGGGCCACUCCUAUGGGGCUCUCCUCUCCCUGUCCCUCUAGGUCUCUCCUUCCUUCCUCCCCCAUCCCAUCCUAUCACUGACUGGCCAGAAUGUAGUCUGAGAGCAGGGUAGUGACUGGCUUUCUCCCUUUCUCAUCCCCAACAGGCAAAAUUCCUCUUCCCAUGCCCCCAUCUCCUGGACAGACAAUCUGGGUCUUCUGCAAAUUCCCUUUUUUUUCCUGGAGCCCCAUUACGUAUUGGCCUCCCUGGGGGAAGCAAGUGUACCUGACUGCUGAUGAUAGACAAGACACUGCUGGGAGGUGUUGGGAUCCUGGGCUCUGGUCUGGCCAUUAAUAUACGGGUGACUCCCACGUUCCAGGAAGGGAGGAAGGAGGAGAGCUGGCUUCCCCAUGUUCCCUGGGGUUGUUGUUGGCAACUCCUGUGGUGGGUGUGUGUGUGCUGCUAUGGUACCUGGGUAGGGCAGCCCCACCCCUACCCCCCAUGCCCUGGUCAAACUUGUGCCAACCUGUGGUAGGACAGCAGACAGUAGGGAUGGGGCUAGAACAAGGGGGGAAGCUUUAUUCACCUUCAUCGGCUGGAACAGGCUGCUCAGGUGCCUCGAACAUGGGCACCUGGGCCCCAGGGCCUAAUGUGCUCAUUUUCAGGCCUCAGGAUGAGUGGGGCCUUGACAUGCCCACCGCCUUCCCCUAAGUUUGGAGUUAAGCCCAGAACAGGCAAUUUCAGUCAGUGGGGAUAGACUGGGAAGAUGUCCCUCAUCUUCUCCUACCCCACACUGAAGCCUGAAGUUUAAACAAACUCCAGCCCCCAAGGGGAGUACUUAAUUUGCCAACCUUCAGGAAAAAACAGCUUCUAGUUUCCUAAUUGGCCUUUGGGUGUCUUGGAUCCUGGGGCUCAGCAGAUCCAGGGCUCUAGGCAGAUAUCUGCUGAAACCUUCCAACCAGGAAUUCCUCUAGAGAGACUUGGUGUCUCCUCCAGGUCCAUCUCCUCUCCAGCGCCAUCCUGGAUUGAGAGAAACCCUCCCAGAAGCCAGGAGAGGGCACCUCUAUGGAUGGGCGUUUUCCUCCCACCCCACCUUUGGAUUCUGGGCAGCGAUAAACUAUGCAAUACCAGUUCAUUCUUACGUAUGCAUACAUAUAUAUACAUAUAUAUAUAUAUGUGUGUGUGUGUGUGUGUGUAUAUAUAUAUAUAUACUUUUUCCCAGUCAGGGAGGUGAAGAUGGUGGGACGUGUUUAGAGAGAAGUCCUCAGGUUUUCUUUAUAGUCAGUUCCCCUAAGCCUCAAAUAGCAUUUUUCUUGUUCCCUCAGUCCCCAUUUCUUUGCUACCGAAGCCCCCCUUCUAGCCCUCGGCCAGAACUCCCUUGAAUAGUCUGGGUCACUCUGUGUGAGUUUUGUCCCAUGCCCACCGAGGAGGUUGGGAAGCCACUCAGACAGCCAUAGGUGGAGGAAGGGAUUCUGGAGAAACAAUACUCUUGCUUCUUCAGAGUCCGAGGUCUUUCGAUUGUACAUUGUGUUUUUAUAGGGAUUUUUGGAGCAAUUUGUUUUUAUUCUCACCUGUAGAUUUCAUCCUGCCCCCCCACCCCCACCCAACGGGUAUUUGUCUUAUAUUAAGAAUACUUGAAUGGUGUAAGUAGGGGUCAGGCUAUCCCCACACUACACCUGGAAUCUUGGUCACACCUGGAGGAGGAGACAGAGGUUUAAAAAAAAAAAGCAACUCCCUCCUCCUAAUGUUCCCCGUCCCCCAUAUGCCUUGACCUCCAAUCCUCCCCAAAUCUUCUUUGGACAUACCUGGCAGGCCAGGGCAGGGCCUGGAGGAUUGAAGUUUCCUCCCCUACUGACCUACUGAGUGUUGUGGGGUGGGGCAUGACAAAGGAGGAAGAUGAGAGACUGCCUUCCUGUCUCCUGCCCCUUACUCCGGCCCCAUUCAUGGGUCAGACUUCUGACUCACUUCCAAAGACACUGUCUGCAGUCUCUGAAGUUUCUUGAGUAGGAUGGGGGUGUAAAUGGAAAAUCAAUGGUUCUUUCCAGCUGGGAGUUUUCUGGGAUUUUUUUUUUCUUUUAACUCCCCCCCCCCCCAAAAAAAAAGCCUUGGAGACUCCAAAUGCUAUUUCUCCCGACUAAUCAGAACUUAGCUGAUACUGAUGACUGACUUUUGUUUUGUUUUUUAAAUUUAGGUUCACUUUCCCCUUCCUGCCCAACUCUCUCCCCCCUCCCCCCUUCAGCCAAUUAAUUCAACUUGGAACUGGUUAGAAAUGUUACUGUGAACCUGACUUUUUCAAGGCUCAUAAAGAUGCACCCCCUGUCCCCACCCCAGCAUGGGGUAGGCCAUUCUUGAAAGUGGCCCAAACGAUGUCACACACUGCACUGCUGGUAUCCGAGACUGGCCCCCCACGAGAAAGGGGUAUGUCAGCUCAGAAAAUGCUAAAAAAAAAAAAAAAGAACAAAACAUCCACCAACCCAGUAGAAAGAAAAGGAGGGAAAAAAAAAAGCACUUUAACUAUGGGGUACCAGGUAAACUGAUACAGCUCAUGAGUUUUCCUUUGUAACAACUAUCAAAUGCCAGAAUUUUGUAUUCUGUUUUGUAAGAAUUUAAUAAAAGCAUUGCAACCUA
Trichosurus vulpecula (common brushtail) is the source of this 5099-nucleotide messenger RNA. RefSeq names its product MAPK interacting serine/threonine kinase 2 (gene MKNK2). Gene Ontology annotation, molecular function: calcium-dependent protein serine/threonine kinase activity; ATP binding; calmodulin binding. The coding region runs from base 121 to 1536 and encodes 471 amino acids. Gene Ontology annotation, cellular component: cytoplasm; nucleus. Gene Ontology annotation, biological process: protein autophosphorylation; intracellular signal transduction; peptidyl-serine phosphorylation. NCBI's taxonomy places the organism in Eukaryota, Metazoa, Chordata, Mammalia, Diprotodontia, Phalangeridae. The transcript is spliced from 14 exons. The record is from RefSeq and is a predicted model, not a curated record.